Megalops cyprinoides (Indo-Pacific tarpon) is the source of this 1816-nucleotide messenger RNA. Its product is annotated as ras-related C3 botulinum toxin substrate 3. The coding region runs from base 179 to 757 and encodes 192 amino acids. Lineage: Eukaryota; Metazoa; Chordata; Actinopteri; Elopiformes; Megalopidae. The transcript is spliced from 6 exons. Gene Ontology annotation, cellular component: cell projection; cytoplasmic vesicle; cytoskeleton. Gene Ontology annotation, biological process: regulation of cell shape; motor neuron axon guidance; small GTPase-mediated signal transduction. Gene Ontology annotation, molecular function: protein kinase binding; GTPase activity; GTP binding. The record is from RefSeq and is a predicted model, not a curated record.
AAUGCGCUCGUUCUUUUCCGGAGGUGUCAGCGACGGUAUCUGUCGAGACCUCUGCUGCAGCUUCAGCGCGGAGCAAACCAGCCCGUUAUUAUUUCAGAAAUCUUAAAUCGUAAGGCAGAAAGGAACAGUCUGCGCAUCUUUAGGAGACUUCUGUCUGAUACAACCGACUCCUCUGCAAAUGCAGGCCAUUAAAUGCGUGGUCGUCGGCGACGGUGCCGUUGGUAAGACCUGCCUACUCAUCAGCUACACCACCAAUGCCUUCCCCGGAGAGUAUAUCCCCACAGUCUUUGAUAACUACUCUGCCAAUGUGAUGGUGGAUGGGAAACCUGUCAACCUGGGCUUAUGGGACACAGCAGGACAGGAGGACUACGACCGUCUCAGACCCCUCUCCUACCCACAGACGGAUGUGUUUUUAAUAUGUUUCUCCCUGGUGAGCCCGGCUUCCUUCGAGAAUGUCAGAGCAAAGUGGUACCCAGAGGUGCGGCAUCACUGUCCCAACACCCCCAUCAUUCUGGUGGGCACCAAGUUGGACCUGCGAGAUGACAAGGACACCAUCGAACGCCUGCGGGACAAGAAGCUGGCACCUAUCACGUACCCCCAGGGCCUGGCCAUGGCCCGUGAGAUAGGUGCCGUGAAGUACCUGGAAUGCUCUGCCCUGACCCAGCGCGGUCUGAAGACGGUGUUUGAUGAGGCCAUCCGCGCAGUACUGUGUCCCCCGCCUGUCAAAAAGCGUGGCAAAAAGUGCACAGUUUUCUGAGCGGGCAGUGUGGAGUGCAGGGAUGGUGUCUAACACAGGGGUGGGGGCACUUCCACUACAACGACACAACAAUAAUCACCAACUGUUUUCUGAGAGAAGUCCAAUCAAACUUCAUUAGGGUAGUCCUGAGACCCAGGUAUGGGAGGGAUGCAAUUGGUGUUAGAGCGGGUGGGAGCAAAGAGGAUUAUGUGCAAACCUGGCCUCCGUGUUUUACACAGCAUCAAAGAAUUCUGUCCGAAUUUGCCUUAAUCAAUUGGAGAACCAACAUUUAAAAGGCAUUGUUGAUGUAGGAGAGGGGGGUCACUGACAGUAACAGGAAACCUUUUUUCUGCUGAAGACACAAAACACACGAGUACAAACUAAACAAAAAAUGUACAAAGUCUGUAACCCUCACCCACGUUCCCUUUUAUUUGGACAUCCCUGUCAUGCAAAAAGUUGAUUUUGGUGGCAGUGUUGCUGUGUGGUCCUGGCUGUUUUGCAGGUGUUUUUAUUAGAUUAUUUUUAAAAAAACGUUUUGUGAAGGUUUGAAAGAUGUGACAUGUGUACAGCUUUCUUCUGAAAAGUCUCUGUGACCCAGCAAUGGAGGUAGGGGGGAGUGGAGUAAACUAAAGUCAAUCCACUGAUAAAUGACAGUAUGAUUCAUUGAAAUUCAGCAGUUUGUCCUUUUGUGGUUCUUACUGAAGAGUGGUUGGUAUUUCUUACACAAUGCCUUAAGGAAUAUCACAGCAGUAUGCAUACAUGACAAACGACACAACAGUGCAUCCUGGAAACACGGGAAUGGAACUCUAAGAACUGAACGUUUGAUCGUUUUAAAAAAUUAAGUACAGACAUUUGGCCAACUUGUGAAAUUUGCUUCAUUCUAUCCUGUCUCCUCCACAGCAUAUUCUACUGUGUUAUCUCUUCAUCAGUGUUGCUUACACUUGUAUGUUCAAUCAAAAUGCUAUCUUGCAUAUAAAAUGUUUUUUUUUUCUAUUUAAGACACUUCCUUCCUUUCUCUUUUAGCAAGAUGUUUGGGUUCACAGGCAAAAUAUUGCCCUCUUAGCUUAGAGGAAAUGGCUU